Leptidea sinapis is the source of this 5299-nucleotide messenger RNA. Its product is annotated as serine protease Hayan-like. Gene Ontology annotation, biological process: proteolysis. Gene Ontology annotation, molecular function: serine-type endopeptidase activity. Lineage: Eukaryota; Metazoa; Arthropoda; Insecta; Lepidoptera; Pieridae. Bases 94 to 1209 code for a protein of 371 amino acids. The transcript is spliced from 11 exons. The record is from RefSeq and is a predicted model, not a curated record.
AAAAAAAAAAAAUUUUGAUUAUUCAUAAUGAUGUAAGCUUGGUGAUAUUUACCGUAGUGAAACUUGGAAGUAGAGUUGAAUGACAAAGUGAAGAUGUGUAGAAUAAUUAUAUACGGUUUCCUAAUUUUAUUGAAUGUGUUACAAAUUCUAUCUCAGAGAGAAAUUGGAAAAUCUUGUGCAAAUGAAAACGAUUCUGAUGGAAGAUGUACACUGGUAACCAACUGUGAGCCUGCAAUGAGAGAAAUAGAUUCCCAUCGCACACACAGAUUUACUAGAUGCGGGUUCAAGGGUGCAGAUGAGAUUGUCUGUUGUCCAAUAGAAACAACUAUAAAUAAAAAUGGUCACUUCGAAGGGAAUAGAUUUGCAAAUAAAGAUGACACAAAAAGGAAAUCCAUUAGAAUUGCAGAUAAAGAAUGUGCAAACAUUAUCAAAAUAACAUUGCUACCGCUAACGACUCAUAUUAUCGGCGGUGAAGAAGCAGCUAAUGGGGAGUUCCCUCAUAUGGCAGCUUUGGGUUACGAUAAAGGCAAUGGUUACGAAUUUUUGUGUGGCGGAUCGCUGGUUUCCAAGCAUUAUAUUAUAACAGCUGCACACUGCAUUGAAACCUUAGACGAUGUGAAGCCGACUAUAGCGCGUUUGGGAGUUUUAAACAUAACAAGCACCACUUUCAAUACGGAGACUGAUGUAAAAAUAGCGGAUUGGUUAUUCCCUUCGAAUUAUACGCGGAAGUAUAAAUAUCACGACUUAGCGAUACUAAGAUUGAAAACACCUGUAACAUUUACACAGGACGUGAGUCCAAUUUGUCUGUACACGAAAAACACAGAGCCAACCACACCCCUCACUGUAACUGGUUGGGGCAGGAUUAGUAAGAUUAAUAACAAAGUGAGUGAUGUCCUAUUGAAGGCAAAUGUGUCGAUGAUGCCACAUAGUAAAUGCUCGGAAACGUACGUUAAAUCCCGAAGGCUUCCUCAGGGCAUCGUGCAGGAUCAGCAGCUAUGCGUGGGUGAUAGUCAGCAACAGCACGAUACCUGCACCGGGGACUCGGGCGGCCCGCUGCAGGGCAUGACAGACCACGACGGUUUCUACCGGCUUGUGGGCGUGACGUCAUUCGGGCGAGGGUGUGCGUCGAAAGACCCGGCCAUCUACACCCGCAUAUACCACUACUUGGACUGGAUUGUGAGUGUGGUCUGGCCGCAGUCCACCGAAUAAUAUCAUUAUCUCAUCAAACUUACUUGAAUAAUUGAAUUCAUCGUAGCGCAUAAUAACAAUGUUUGAUUUUUAUUAUAUUUUUUAUUGAUCUGAACGUAAUGAAUGUUUAUCGCAUGGUAUUAACGGCUAUAUCAUAGCACGAAUCUAUCAUAAAUCACGUUUUUUGUUUACAAUAACCAAGCUUGUUUAUGUAGUAACCUGUAACAUAAACGGCAUAAUGAUACCUCGGCUAAUGUAAACACAAGUGGCUAUAGCAUCUCAAGUGGCCGCGCCGGGUUUGGCGCCGAAACAGCUGAGAGGGUGGCGUCUGCGGUCGCGUGGGACGUGAGAGCAUAGCUUAGGUUAAUCGAGAACAUGCUAAUACUAAAAAAAAAAUUGUGAAUUUAGAUUAAGUUUUUGGUGGUGACGCCCUUUUUACUAUGCGACGGACGCUCAGUUGCUGUCUGUAUUUAUUUCCAUUUGUAACGUUCUAGACUCUAGAGCAGGGGUGCUCAAACGGUCGAUCGCUGAGUGCUUUUUGAGUCGGUCUUAAGAAAAAAAAUCCGAUAAAGAACUAUUCACAGAUUGAAAUCGGUAAUUACGUACCAUCUUAAAAUGCAGUACCAUACCAUCAAAGUAUGCUAGUGUCAUGCAGAUUCAACAAAGUCACUCACGUUUGUUUUGUAAGAAACAAUAAACUUGCAAUUUUGAAUAAUUAUGAGUUUUUUCAUUGACAUUUUAGAGCAGACCUACACUUGUUGUGCGCAAAACUAAUAUCUAUGUCAUCGUGACACUCUACCUAGACGACAAUCCUUCAUCACACAUACUUUAACGGCUGUUUUCAAUAACCUAUCAAUCCUUAGUUUAACUUACUAGAGGUAGACAAAUCUAUCCUUUUACGCUUACUUACAUUUCAAUAACCUAUCGACAUAUAUAAAUAUCGAUCUAUUGGACAUAACUAUAUAGAUAAGAUCUUGUCAUUAAAUUGUGACAGCAAUGUAUCCGUAACUAGAGAUACGUUAUUGAAAACGGUCGUUAGUCUCUCAGAGUCGAUCGAUCGCAGUCUAGCUAUUUUCAGGUAGAUCGCCAGCAGUUCAAGCUUGAGCACCCCUGCUCUAGACUAUCUCUUGCUGUCACAUUGUUAUUUUCUCUUCAUUCAUUGAAGUUUCUUUCUCAUGUAGGCCUUAAGGCGACACACUCAUUAUAAUUACAUAAGUGAAGUUCUAACAGUGCCAAAGUACUAAUACUAUUUUGUAUUCCGUUUAACCUAUAAUCUCCGAUAUUAGAGAUCUGUGUAUCUUAUUGGAUGCAUCAAGACAUCUAAGAUCGAUUUAAAAAAAAAUGUUGAGAAUCAUUGAAGGUAGCACUAAUAUGUCGCUCAGUGAUGUAACUAUUUGGACUUCACUGAAGAAACGCACAAAAUGGCCGUAGUUUCUACUAAUUCUUGCAUGUAUUUAAAAAAUUACGUUAUCUUAUUGUUCUUUCUUUAAUUUUUUCAACCAAUAUGUACCUCUGUCGAUAUGUAAAAGUUUAUUUAUUAAGUAUUUUCAUUAUAACAAUGGUUACUUUUAAAUCAACGCCUUUUUACAUAAUAACGCCAACCGCUUAAUACCUAAACAUAUUUUAACUAUCUGUCAAGGUAAAGUGACAUUUGACAGAAAGAUAAAGUUUAUUUUAUUUCUUUUUAAUUUCAUCGAUAGCUAAAUAGUUUUAAUAAACGGAUGGUGCUAUAAUGAAUAAGACUGAGAGCCUGGGUUGCAACAUAAUACAAGCUGAUAAACUUUAAGUUUAAGUCAAAUUUAACGUUAACAGUAAAACUGACUUUAACGUAGACUGCGUAAUGUGUUGCACCAUCGUAUUUCUUGGCAUACUUUAAGUUCAAAAGUGAAAAACCAAUUGACAGGUCGCUACUUAGCCAUUUAACAUUAACAAUAGCUUUAAUCGGCGGAAAUUGAACGGUUACGAUUAACACUUAAAGUUAUGACGUCAUCUAAAAGUUUUCAAAUGGUGCAACUCAAUCUUUUGCUUAACCGGUACUUUAACAUGUUUGUUAUUGCUAAAGUUAUUUAGUGCAACCCAGCCUAAGUCUUCAAGUUUUGUACUUUAUUUUAUACACAUUUAAAUAAAACACUUUUUAAGUAUUAAUUCGCGUGUAAUUGUAACUGUGUUUUUAGAUAAGAUUUUUGCCUAAAAGUUACAUUUUUAUUAUUAUUUUAGUGAACCUGACGUUUCAAAACCUUUCCAGAUCAUGUUUUCAGAGUACAGUCCUCCUGAAAUGUAACUAAACUCCUAUAAUCCUUUAAAAGUGUUUUAUUUAAAUCUUCAAGUUUUGUUAAAUUAACAUAGAUAGUUUUUCCUGCUUAUUUGUUUGCGGUAUAUUCCUUUGGUAUACCUACCCACAAAAUAUAGUGUUAAGAAUUAUAAUGUUUGAUAAUUAUGUCUAAAUUUUAAUAAUUUUGAAAUGUCUAUAUUCUGUGAUAAUAACUGCGGAACUAUAAUUGCCAUGCUGAUGUGAUAUAAACGAAUACAAUAAAUAUUUAAGGGAAUCUUUGUACCUAAUGUACACAAUCGUUUUUAUAUGUAGUAUAGUAAAAUAAAAUGAAAAAUUUAUAGACCUCUAGAAUGGACUGAAUACCUCACUAAACGAACUACAGCUUUGUAAGGAAACUUAGCUAUGGUUUCAAUAUUUGCCCUUUUUCUUUAACAUGCAGCAAAAGCGUAGUGGAUCUACUUUACGGUAUACUUAAGAUGUCGCUUUCAUAUCGAGACAAUUUUUUAUUUUUAAUUGAUUCCUGGAAUUGAGAUAGACCACUAAAAAUAACAAAUUCUUUAAGCCGUGGACUGACUAGGAUUGUAAACGCUACAGUAAUUGUGUUGAUCAUGUGACUAAGCUGCAAAUGGGCAUUUAUUUUACUGGUUUUCUUUUAGUCAUUCAAAAUUUUUGUUCGGUUUAAGUUUUAGAAAAGUACUAAUUCUAUUAAAUUCUCUAAAAAUAGAAUGUUGUUAUCAUUGAAAAUUCAGAGUUUUUGAUUCCAAAGUUUAUUUUUGAGAAGCAACUUCCAAACUUAUUAUUGGAUAUAUCAAAUUAUACAUAAAUAUUUUAUUCGGUUUAAAAUUUUCUUUAAGUCCUUAUUUGUCCAUUGUAUUUUUUGCGUCGGAAUAUUUUCAUUGCGUUAUGUUGCAAUCGACUCUCUAGGAAACCAAUUUUUGUGGAUAUUGAGGUCAUACCUUGAGUGUUCCCGUUAUUAGCACGGAAUGUCUUAAUAAUAUUGCUGUAUGUUAUAAUUAGAUGUUUUGCGUAAUAUAAUAAGACCUAACGGCAUAUUUUGAAACUGUGCUUUAGUACAAGUUUCUAAUCUAUAUAUAUAUAAUAUAAAAAUAAUAUUGACACACUUUUACACAAAUUAUCUUGCCUCGAACUAGGCAUAGCCUGUACUAUGGCUACAAGACAACGAUAUAUUUAAACAAUAUACUUACUUAAAUGUACAUAAAACAUAUAAACAUCCAUGAUUCGGAAACAAACAUCCGUAUUUAUCAUAAUUGGUUGCACUUACGUUAGAUGUAAUUUAUGUGUGAUGAUACGACAUAUUAGUUGGUACAUAAUUUGAUGGCUUAACUUUACACAGUUCUGCCAACUACUGUCCUAUACUACGCCACAAGUUAGGAUAUCAUCCCCACCAUCUUGAUGUGUGGUGGUCCGGCACAGUGCAGUUUUCAAGGAGCUUUCUUCCAAGUACUACAAAGUGGAAUGCGCUUCCUUGUGUGGUGUUUCCGGGACGAUACGAAAUGGGUACCUUCAAAAUAAGCACGUUCUCCUUCCUUAAAGGCCGGCAACGCUCCUGUGAUUGCUCUGGUGUUCCAAGAGAUUGUGGGCGGCGGUGAUCACUUAACACCAGGUGACCCGUGCGCUCGUUUGUCCUCUUAUUCCAUAAAAAAAAUACUAUAGUUUAUACAGCUAGAUGGGGCGUUUGGUCCAUUCUAUGUCAAAAAUGUCACUGGGUUGCGACUUAUGUACUCCGUGUUCAACUUCUCCACAUAGUUUUACAUUUUAACUAGUCAGAAUCUCACUUUGAUAAUUAUAUUUUUGAAUAAAACGCGUUGUUUACAUUUU